AUGGCUCUGCCCCUCCUCUGCCCCUCCAAAUCCUUGAUCAUAAUUUUCUGGUGUUACAAUUGCUGCGCUUUCAUUUCAGAUGUCCUUGAUCGUACGUCCAAGGAAAUCUCUCUUGAUGAUCUGGAACACAUUUGCUGGCACGUCCGCGGUUGCAGGGAGAGAGUCAAGCCCAUACUGCGAGCAUUGUACCCUCGCCAUGAAGGAAUCCCAAACUGCGAAGAGGAUUCCUGCGAUCCUGGUAAUCCAAGAAGCGCCGAAAUCAAGAAGGACCUGCAGUUAAUGAAGGCAUGGAAGGAAUAUUCAAUGACAACGAAACAUGGAUACCAGGAACCUAAGGAGGAUCACAAAGAAGGUGAAAGUGUACAGAUGAGACAACCAACUUCCAGAUGGAUUUGUUGCUGCCAUAAACAACCUAAAUAUCGGCAUGGUGAUGAAAAGAAUGAGCAACAGCCAAUGUUUUCUGCACAGUCCGAAGAGGUAGAACUGGGAGUAGAAAGAUCGUCACCAAACCAAAUGAUUCAACUUUGCCUAGCGUUAGAAAGAGCAGGAAAGGGCGCACAUGGACCUGAUAAGGAAGUCUAUAUUCAACUGGCAAAAACUUUCUUUCUAAUUAAAGAUGAGUACAAGAGGGAAUUGAACAAUGAGGUCAUCAGGGAGUUGGCUCUGAGUAUCACCAAACAACACUACCAGAAUCUUGCAAAAGCCACCAGAAUUUCAGCGGACUCCAUUGCCGAAAAGAAUGCUGAAGACCUCAAAGCGGUGUUCAAAACAGACGUUAUGCUAGAAGGAUGGUUACAGGAGCGAACAGGCAGUAAUUACGAAGUCAGGUGUAGACUGAGGCAAGCAGCAGAACGAUGCAGUCGUCAAGACAUUGCAGAUAUUUUCAUAACCAAAGAACAAAGUGAAUCCAUGGCACCUUUUACAUCACAUCAAGCCUCUGUGACAAUUACAAAUGAGCAACGUCAGGAUGAUAGUGAAACAAAACAUGAUAAAUCCGGGAAUGACACUCCUCUGGCUCAGCAGUCUGCAGACUAUAAAUACCUAGCAAGAGGGACGAAAGGAAUGCAUUCUGAUAUUUCACGAAAAGAACCAAGUGUGCCUGAAAGAACACCAGCUGAGAAAUAUAUUACAGGAAUUUCCAGAGAGGAACUGUAUCGCAUCCUUUGUUAUGGGGGACGAGCAGCUCUUUUGAAAUAUUGGCGUGAGAUGUGCGGAGUUGGGAAAUAUAGGAAUCUGAGUGCGACACUUUCCGACCACGAAAUCAUCUGUAUGCUGAAACCAUUCAUUGACAGUCAACAUUACGAUAUCGUUAAACAACAAAGAGUUAGUAACCCUAUAACGUUUAUGAAACAACUUCUACAGGAGGAACAAAGCCCUAGGGAGAUUCUAAGACAGUAUCUACAAGAUGAAUCUCCGCAGUAUGCGUGUCUUGUAGUAAAAGGGAGAGAAGACGAAAUAUUCAACGUAGAACUCGUUGAAUUAGCUUCUCGUCUUGUCCUAUCAGACGUUUAUCCCUUUGCCAAAGCACUCAACAUCAGUGACGAAAAGUUAACUCGCUACAAACAUAAACUUGGACCUAAAAUUAUACAAGAAGGUACAGGAAAGUUGCUACUCGAGAUGAAAUCUACUGGCAAAACUGGCUUUGAAGAGAGACUGGAAAUGGCGAAUGAUUUGAAGGUAGCUGGAUAUCUGGAAGAGGCUAAGUCGAUAGUGUUUGGAUUUGAAAUCCGCCUGGCGGAUGAAGCAGAAAUAGAAGAGAAGCGAAUCGAUCCAGCGAAAUUGGCAAAGGAGCUCGGUGUUUCUGAUGAUACCAAGCCAGUUGGUCCAGAUGACAGAGAGGAGAGCUGUCAAUCUGUACUUCAAAGAUGGAGAAACAUUGUCCGUCCUUCAUCAUUCAACCAUCGUAUGGUUAUGGCUGAUGCUCUACACAAUCUGGGCGAGAAGGAGCUUGCACUCGGUAUUAUCUCAGGAAAGUUUCGGAACAACGUCAUAAACAGUAGAGUAUCAAAAAUGCUAGCAAAAACCAUUCCAGAGGGAGAAGUGGAUAAACUGACUAGAGUCCUUGGCAAGGAGUUGAAACAAGCUAUAAACCCUUAUGUUAUAAGCGUCUGGGUGACUAUAAAGAAGUAUUUCAGGUUUCCUCAAAAAAGUCCAAUAACAUUGAGUAACGAACUUCUCAAAGCAGGAUUCUAUAAAUUUGCUCAUGAGAUAAUGGCAGGUGGAUGGCAGGAAGCGCACACAGAAGAACAAAUUUCAGAGGAGGAGGCCGGAGAUUAGAAUAAUGACGAUAUUUUGAGUAGUGAUGUUAACCCUAAGCAGGAAGAUCAAGGUAUACAUAUGAAUUUAUUUAUAAAUGAUUCUUAUGCUGUCCUAUAUACUUAAACGGAAAAUAGUGUACUAAGUUUACUUAGGAAUUAAACUGACUAUAUUUUCGAGAUGGCAGAGUAUUUCAAAAUGCAGUAUUGCUAAUGGAUGUAAUUGCUGGCUUUGUCUUACAAAUAGUUGUGAUUGAUCUGUCCAGUCACACCUAUGGCAAGCCAUUAUCGCCCACAUUUACAAUGCAUAUGUCUCUUAAAAUAUCUUAUAACUGGGAAGUAUAGUUGUGCAUGCAUACUUAUCUUAACAACUUUGUUCUUGUGUUUCUAAAUUAACCAAAAAAAUAAAAUGUCAAUUAGAUGAAGAAGUGUGACAUUGUUGGAUUUCCAUUGCCAAAAUUGAGUGGAUUAAUUACAAUUCUUUGUCAGACGGGGUCCAAAUGUGUAUUGCUAUCUUUGCCAGUAUAAAAGAAUGCCUCGCAUGCAUUGCAGACGACAGCCGCGUCGUCAACAGCAAAUCUUAACCCAAGUUUAAGUUUUUGAAAUGACAUCAUAUUUGAGAAAUUAUAGAGACUUAGUUCAUAAAUCCUGGGGCCCGUUGCAUAAAACUUUUUACCUGAGAAAACUCGGGUUGUUUUUACCGGAGUUUUUGCCCUGUGUUAAAGUCAAUGGCAGAAAUCAGACUAAUCUUAGUUUUCAGUUUUUACCAGAUAUUUCUCAGGUAAACAGUUUUAUGCAACGGGCCCCGGGACAUUAGGGCAAACAAGUAUCACUGAGCACCCUGUGCAGGUUUCAGGUCAAAUGACCAAGGUCAAAGGUCAUUUAUGGUCAAUGAACUUAGACAAUAUGGGGGAAUCAAUAUCGAAAUCUUAACAUAAGAUUAAGUUUUUAAAAUGUCAUAAUAACGUUAACAAGUGGAUGGACCUAGUUCAUGAAACUUACACACAAGGGUUAUGAAGUGUUACUGCACAUCCUGUCUGGGUUUCAGGACACGUGACCAAGGCCAAAGGUCAUUUAGGGUCAACGAACUUUAAAAUGUAGGGGAUAUAGUUGAAUUUCCAUCAUAACUUUUGAUGUUUAUGGAGCUAGUUCAUAGAACUUCGACAUAAGAGUAAUCAAGUAUCACUAAGCACCCUUUGCAGGUUUCAGGUCACAUGACCAAGGUAAAAGGUCAUUUCGGGUCAAUGAACUUUGGCAAUGUUGUAGGUAAUUGUUGAAUUGCCAUCAUAACUUUAAAGUUUAUGGAUAUAGUUAAUGAAAUGUGGACAUAGGGGUAAUCCAUUGUCAUUGCUUAUCUUGCACAAGUCGUACGUCACGUGAUCAAGGUCAAAUGUCAUUUAGGGUCAAUGAACUUAGUAGCAUAUUAUCAUAUGAAUGGUGUUUUUGUGAAUAAUUAUUUUAUAGUCAUUUUCAAAGUCCGCACUGCUGCUAUAUUGAAUCGCGAGACUGCCAGAACGCUCCACUUGUUUAACAAAUGAAAAUAUAACUUGAAAUUUUGUAAUAAUUUACAGCAUGAAACGAAGGAGAGAAUGAAAAGAGUGAAGCCAAUUUGGAUCGAACAUAAUUUUCUGCCAAGCACUUCUGUAUAGAUUCUACAGUUAUAUAACUACAGUAGACUAAUGAGGCCGGAUUUGAUUUUUUGUAUACCUAUCAGCAUCAUUUUAUUUGUUUUUUUCUCAUUCAGUGUUGUCAAUAUCUUUUUGCGCCAUGCCUCAUAAAUGUUUUUUUCUUCUGUAAAGGUCCAUAUCCAUCUUACACAAUUUUGAAUAUUUUGUGUGACUUUGUAAAUAUAAAUCGACAUUACGGUUGAAUGAAAUUAAAUUGAAUUGAAUAAUUUUUAUAGAUGAAUUGAAAGAAAAAAAGGAGACUGUCAAAGCAGAAAGUCAAGGAGAGGAUGUUGUAAGCAAAAAGAAUGAUGAUAACAUGACUCAAAAUGUUAACUCUUUGAAGGAAGGCCCAGAUACAGAUGAUUGAAUUGAUUUUUUCUUUAUAUUAACGUAUGAUAAAUUGGUUCAUAAAAUGCUUUACCUGUGUAAAUUUAAACUUCAGAUAUACUGAAUGUCAAGUCUCAACAGGGCAGGGGCGGAUCCAGGAUUUUCCAAAGGGGGGAGGUAAAUUUUUCGGAGGAAAAUUUUGACAAGCCAAAAACAGGUUUUCAACCACAAAUUAAGGAUAUUUCGUACCCGAAAAAAUUUGACAAGCAAAAAAAAGAAAAAAGUUUUCAACCACAAAUUAAUGGUAUUUCGUACUCUGAAAAAAUUGACGAGCAAAAAAAGAAAAGGUUUUCAACCACCGUCCAAAUUAAGGGUAUUUCGUACCCGAAAAAAAUUG
Messenger RNA from Lytechinus pictus (painted urchin), 4646 nucleotides. RefSeq lists its product as uncharacterized. The coding region runs from base 1 to 2277 and encodes 758 amino acids. The transcript has 10 exons. Lineage: Eukaryota; Metazoa; Echinodermata; Echinoidea; Temnopleuroida; Toxopneustidae. The record is from RefSeq and is a predicted model, not a curated record.